UUGCAAGAUGGGGCGCGCUACAGGCGUGGCCAAGUUCUCGCUACGGCUCGUCGACGCGGCCACGGGUGAGCCGCUCAAGGAGUACACCGACUCCCAAGGGCGCGAGUGGGUGGCGGGCGAGGACGAUCAAGAGUUCUUCGUCGAGCUGGCCAACGAAGCGGGAGCAGGUCGCGUCAAGGCCUUUGUGACGGUGGAUGGCUCCAGCAUCGGGUACAACUGGCAGAUUGUGGGCGAGGCGGCGAGUUCCAGCCAGCUGGGACCGCUCAAGACCGGGCAGCAGACAGCGGCCGGCGCGACAGUGGUGGCGCAUGCCUUCAAGUUCAAGCAGGCGGACGAGACGGGCGACGAUGGCGAGGCCUCCGAAGGCGCGCCACCGCCGUAUGGCCGCGUGGAGGUCUCGUGGAAGCGCGCGACACUCAGCGACGUGCCCACGCCCACCCAAGGCUUUCAGACGGCGGCCUGGGCGGGCAAGGGAGUGUCAACGUCGUCCAAGAAGGAGGGUAUGGGCGCGCUCAAGAGCAGCACCGGCGCCGCCCCAACUUCGCUUGCCUGGUCCAGCCAGUCUUGGACCGUGCACGAUGAGGUCGCCAGCGCCACGAUCCUCUACUCUUCUCAGUUUGGCCUUGCCGUGCGCGGGAUGAGGCCCGACGCUCGACCUGUGGCCGGCACGUCGGCCGACGCCGACGACGAGCCGCUGCAGGGGCCGGCGCGACGCCGCCGACGCACCGAGGGGCGAGACGAGUCGUCGGCAAUCGUGCUCGAGUGAGGACGAACCCUCGCCGCACCCGCGGAGACAGACGACAGAGCGUGGCGGGCAGCAACAGAGGGAACACAGACACGAGUCC
Molecule: messenger RNA, 845 nt
Organism: Emiliania huxleyi CCMP1516
Lineage: Eukaryota; Haptophyta; Isochrysidales; Noelaerhabdaceae
Exons: 1
Coding region: 8-766 (252 amino acids)
Source: RefSeq, a predicted model, not a curated record